AAAACUUUUUUACUCUAUAUUGACAAUAUUUCAGGAAUCUAAAAAAUGUGGACAUAUUCUUUGACUGCUAAUAUUAUAAAAAAGAAAAGAAGAGAUGAUCUUGAUUCCAGAAUGGUGUGCCUCAUGCCUUAAGCAGCUACAAAAUGCCUUCAAGGGCAAGUCAGGUGCGUCCACAGGUGCACCGGCACAGCCUCUACACCCUGACAGACAGCUCAGAAUGUGGUUCAGAGAAAGAAGAUGUGGACCCUUCCCUUCACCUGACACCCCUAGAAAAAUUAACACUAGAAAUGUGCAAUAAUGAGAAUGUCAUAAAAGAACUGACUGUGGGCAGGCGGGUGGGCUUCUACAAAGUCCGCGGUCAGAUAGGAUGUGGAAACUUUUCGAAAGUCAAACUGGCCCUCCACGCCCUUACCAAAGACAAGGUUGCUCUUAAGGUCUUGGAUAAGAUGAGGCUUGAUCUGCAGACCCAGAAGAUGCUGAGCAGAGAGAUAUCCAACAUGGAGAACUUGUAUCACCCAAACUUACUGCAACUCUAUGAGGUUUUGGAGACUCCAAGUCGGUUGUACCUGGUUCUGGAGUUUGCGGAGGAAGGGGACCUUCACACCAGAAUCAGCACAGCAGGAAAACUCUGUGACCAAGAAAGCAAGAUUAUAUUUGCACAAAUUCUGUCAGCAGUCAAAUACAUGCACGAGAACAACAUCAUUCAUCGAGAUUUGAAGGCUGAAAAUGUUCUUUUUACCAGCAACACAUGCGUAAAGGUGGCCGACCUCGGCUUCAGCACAAGGGUCAAUAAUCGUAACCAAGCCUUAGAUACAUUUUGUGGUUCUCCUCCUUACGCCGCUCCCGAGCUUUUUAAAGAUGAGUCUUACAUCGGGCCACCUGUGGAUGUAUGGGCUAUGGGCAUCCUAUUGUUUUUCAUGGUGACUGGCACCUUGCCUUUCCGUGCUGACACUAUGCCCAGAUUGAGGCGUGCCAUCCUUGAGGGAGCCUACGUCCUGCCGACCUGUGUAUCAGCUCCUUGUCAGAGGUUGAUCCGGGGCAUCCUGAAGCCAGAGCCUUCUGAAAGAUGUGCGCUGGACCAGAUGCUCGGCUGUGAAUGGCUGCUGCCAGUGGAAUUAUUCCGACCUGUUCCUCCCUUAUACCAGCUCAAUCCCAUCCAUCUCCUAGAGGGGGAGCUAGACAGAGACCAGGUGGAGGUAAAAGCUAUUAUGGAAAAACUGGGAAUCACUCAGCAACUUAUUCUUAAUAACCAAGGAAAGAGAAUUCGCAGUCCUAUUACAGGAGUUUAUCGUGUAUUGCUACACAGAGUUCGAAAAAGCAGGGGGGCCGAGUCUGCACCAACAAUUAGUGGUGUUGUCAAAGAUCCUAAAAGAGACAGCCUGCGUGUUUACAGGAAUCUACGGCACUCUUCAAAACUAUGUGUUCUUUCUUAAUCAGCUUAUCUUUGUGGGACUUUCUUUUUUCACAGACAAUUUAAUGCUAAAGCGCACCUAUUUCAUUGCUAAAAAACAACGUUAUUUUGUGUAAUUGGUAUAAUACAAUGUGUUUGUGUGGUUUAUGGUUAAAAACAGACUAUUUUCCACAUAUCAUACAUUUUUUGUAGCUCCAGAUUUUACUCUCUUGUAACGCACGGAUUUGAAAAGCUCUGUGUCUCUGAUUGGCCAACUAAUCUGUACGUUGUGAUUGGCCUGAAUACCUUUGACGUCAGCAGGAAACGUGAUGCUCCUUACCACGUUUGAAAGAUUCGGUUGCUAACAGAAGUUAACUUACAGGCUAUGGGUCCGAAGCGGGAGGAUUUAUGAUAAUGACGGUCUUGUCUACAUCACCAAUCCCAGGAAGUUAACUGUUGCCUACAAUCUGUGUGUUUGUUGUAGUCCAAAAAUAUUUAUGUUGGAGACAAUAACUCGCGUCAUUGUCUACUUUGGGGUUUGUACCUUUUGCAUAUUGUUAACAUGUGCUAAUACACACUUACACACCAAAGUAAAUUUAAAAACAUGAAUCGGACCAUCUUAAACGUGUUAUAUUAUUGCAUUUAGCAGACGCUUUUAUCCAAAGCGACUUAUAGACGAUUUCAGCAGUAACAACAUAAACAAGCGGCUGUCGCGGUCCGCACGUAACUUCCAGUAAACUCUGCUGAAAAUAAAUAACAACAAAGUUCUUUAAACGUAGUUUAUUUAUAUAACAAGCAAAAAAAAAAAACAUAGAUUUCUAGGAAACCAAAACAUUUGUUAUUUUCGAUGAGGCAUUUGUUCAAGAGAUCAGUUUAGCAACUAGUCAGACCAUUAAAAAAAAACGAAACCGGAAGUAAAGUUCUGAUCCAGACGUGUAUUGCGUCAGAUGAAACCGUCUAUAGUGCAUAACAAAGCAUACAUUUUACCAACAUGUGUUUCUUGGGUUCGAACCCAUGACCUUUUGAGUUGCUAACGCAAUACUCUACCACUGAGGUAUGCAGGAGCACCUUGUAUAAUGUGUUAUUAUUACUAGUCAGUCCUUUAAGAAAUUCAUUUAAGAAUUAAAUUCUGUGGUGAGUUGUAAGACUAGUGUACCUACAUCAUGGGUCUUUUACAGGGGGUCAGGGGACCCUUGGGGGUCCGUUGUGAUAUUCCUGGGGGUCUUCCAAAUAUGGUUUUAAUACAAAAGGUUUUUUUUAUUUUAAAUUAGAUUAUGCAUGUAUUAAAUAUAAAAAAUGUAUUAUGUAAUGAUUUUUUAAAAAUAAUUAUUUAAUAAAAAAUUCAAACUUAGAAUGAAGAGUAGAGUGUUUUCACAAUAAAAUAUUCGACAUUAAAUUAAAUUAAAAUGUUAUCACUGUAAAAAAAACAAUUGUUGUUGCACUUAAAUGUUCAAAGUUUAGUCAACUUGAAUUUUAAUCAAUUUAAAAUUAAUAAAUUCAACUUCUUUUUAGUGAAGAAUUGCUAUAAAUUAUAAAAAUUAAGUUUAAGUAGCUUAUUAACUCACUAGUCAAAAAAGUUGAAAUUAAUUGUAAUUUUAAAUGGAUUAAACUUAAACAUUUAAGUUCAACAAGGAAUUUUUACAGUAUGACAAAAAGUAUUAUUUUAUUGUCUUUAUUUCAUAAAUGUACUGGGGGUUCCUGCUCAUCAGGGUCCUUGGCUUAAAAAAGAUUGAAGACCUCUGUGGUACAUUUUAACAAAAAGACAUUCUUAUUGUGUUCACAGUAUACUUUAUAUUUUCCUAUAUAUAUUUUUUAAAAGCGUAAGUUUUAUAAUCAUUAUGUAAUAUGUAAGUGUAAAUAUUUGAGUUUUAUCAUAUCCACCAGCUGUUUUAUAUUUUUGUAAAUAAAAUAUCUAACAUUUGCCUACUCUUUAUUUAAAUCCAUGCUCUUGCCUAACACAGCUUGCCCCACUUUCCUCUACAAACUUUUCACUCAGUAGGCAUACAUAAUCAGUUUCCAGCCUCUGUGCGUUUUCAUUAAGGCCCUCUGUCAACGAUGCGAGCUGCAGCAAUCCGUGCAGAAGCCACAGGCGGUUUGUAACAAUACAGCAACUGACAGGGAGCAAUACGAGUGGCAGCCCAACACUCACCGCCUUCACCUCCCAUCUGCGCAGCCUGGCAGAUGGAGCAGCGUCGUAGCUCAGACAUCUGCCGGGGGAACAAUGACUUCCUUGUGCUGGGGCCCCCAAUUUAACGGGACAGCGCGUUACCAUUGUGUUGUAGCUAUACACAUGCAGAUCAGUGAUGGCUGCAGAUGGCAGCUGACACUAUGUGCUGCCCCCAUUGAGAUACUUUAG
Paramisgurnus dabryanus is the source of this 3746-nucleotide messenger RNA. It is a transcript of the gene nim1kb, whose product is annotated as NIM1 serine/threonine protein kinase. Gene Ontology annotation, molecular function: tau-protein kinase activity; ATP binding. Gene Ontology annotation, biological process: intracellular signal transduction; protein phosphorylation; microtubule cytoskeleton organization. NCBI's taxonomy places the organism in Eukaryota, Metazoa, Chordata, Actinopteri, Cypriniformes, Cobitidae. Gene Ontology annotation, cellular component: cytoplasm. The record is from RefSeq and is a predicted model, not a curated record.